UGUUGCGUCGCGUCGUAUGCGGUGUAUUUGGGGUGUUACUGCGCCACCACUUAUAAGUGCAUUCUGAUGUAUGGCAAGUGGAUUAAAUAAUCUCUACUGCACCUCUGACUGCUUUCAGAACUGUUAUGGAAACGAAAUUUAACCUAUAGCCAUAUUUAAGCUUUAGUGGCACAAAGCCACCGCAGAGACGCAGAGUCAGUAUUUCACAUAAGCAUGGCUGAGCGCGGGACGUGCGCGCCUCUCACAUAUCACAGCGCGUCAUUGCAUGGAGAAAAGGGAGAAUAUUUGACUCAGGUUAGUGAGGCUGAAUGAGAAGACGAUGGACAGCCGGACCGAGAAUCCCACCAAGGCAGCGGGUUAUCUGAAGGAGCUGAAUAAGAUCAUAGAGACCCAACAGACGCUGCUGGAGAGGCAGAAGAGGCGCAUCUUUGAGCUGGAGCAGCAUGUGUCCGACCUGUGCGCCGAAAACAGCCGUCUGAGACACGAGUACCAGCGGCAUCUGCUCACCUGCAGACUGCGCUCCAUCCAAGAAAACAGCCCGCAACAGCAACCAGAAUAUGGCAGUACAAGAAUCGUCAGAAGACACGCCUCUCUUCCUGUGGAAAUGACAGACAGUCCCAGCAGCCUCAGAUCAGCCGUGUGUAUGAGAACCGUGCCGUGCCGACAGUGGAAGUCUGCAUCUUUCGGUGUGGAGGGGAAUGUUCAAAACAGUGAGCCGGGCCCUUCCUUGGACACCAGCAUAGGAUAUGGCCAUGGCCGUGGCCCUGUCACACACAGUUCUUCCUUGAGUCCGGACCAGUUUGAGAGCCCAGUGUACGGCCACAGCGUCCAACCAGGCCCACAGCGCCCUCAGCGACCCAAACUACAGCACUCUCAAUCUAUCCUCCGCAAGCAGGCAGAGGAGGAGGCCAUCAAACGCUCACGCUCCCUCUCUGAAAGCUAUGAGCUCUCCACAGACCUUCAGGACAAGAAGGUGGAAAUGCUUGAGCGGAAAUAUGGAGGCCGUUUCAUAACCCGCCAUGCUGCACGCACCAUCCAGACGGCUUUCCGCCAGUACCAAAUGAACAAGAACUUUGAGCGUCUCAGGAGCUCUAUGUCGGAGAACCGCAUGUCCCGCAGGAUUCUUUUGUCCAACAUGAGGAUGCAGUUUUCCUUUGAAGGACCUGAGAAAGUCCACGCCCCUCUUUUGGAGGGGAGGCAAAUGUCUCUCCUGGACGAUGUCAGCCAAGUAGGAGGCAUGGUGCAGGCUGGAGAGAUGGUUCCUGUCAUUUUGGAAGCCCCAGAACCGCAAAACGACUUAACAGAUGCGAUCACAGAGCUAGAGGAUACUUUCUCAAGGCAAGUGAAGUCGUUGGCGGAGUCGAUCGACGACGCGCUGAACUGCCGUAGUCUGCACAAAGACGAGAUGCAGCCUGAGCAAGUGGUUUGUCAAGAGGGGAUGCAGCAGGAUGAUGAGCUUCCUCAGCCUGAUAAGCACCACAAGCUGGAUGAGAUCUGUGACGUGACGCUCUUUAUCGAUGAAGAGGAGCUCUCUCCACUGGUUCAGUCGUCCUGCCCAAUAGAGCAGCCAUCUGGCUCUGAGUCUGAACAGCACAUGCAGACUGUCAGCUGGUCUGUGAAUGCCAAGGAUGACAAGGUGGACUCGGACACUAGCUACAGAAGCACUCCUUCUCUCGAAUGCCAGGGGCCGCGGAUCUGUGCAGACUUACCCCUGUUGACCAUCGAGCCUCCCAGCGACAGCUCAGCAGAUGUAAGCGAUCGCUCUGAGCACGGUUCAGUCCAGCCACUAAAUAUUCACGAACGCACUGCAGCGGCACCACGGGCAGGCCCCAAACAAGUCACACAUGGACUACCUCCUAGAGUUCCCUCGCUUUCUCGAGACGAAGAGCCGCUUAGACACCGGCAGGUGGAGAGCCACCUGGCCACCAACGGCAACAGGCAGAGCAAGUCAGAGUCAGACUUUUCAGACGGAGACAAUGACAGUAUUAACAGCAAUUCAAAUUCCAUUGACACCAUAAACUCUGAAUUGUCAUCUAGAGAUGAGAAUCUGAGAGAACAGAGUCUCAGCAAACAGACCUACCACAAAGACACUCGCAACAGCUGGGACUCUCCGGCCUUCAGCAGUGAUAUCAUGCGCAAGAGACAAUACCGCAUCGGCCUCAACCUCUUCAAUAAAAAGCCAGAGAAGGGAAUACAGUACCUGACGGAGAGGAGCUUUAUUCCUGACACGCCCGUGGGUGUGGCCCACUUCCUGCUGCAGAGGAAAGGCUUGAGUAGACAAAUGAUUGGUGAAUUUCUCGGGAACAGACAGAAACAGUUCAACAGGGAUGUUUUAGACUGUGUGGUGGAUGAGCUGGAUUUCUCAGGGAUGGAGCUGGAUGAAGCUUUGCGGAAAUUCCAGGCUCAAAUCCGGGUUCAGGGGGAGGCACAGAAGGUGGAGCGCCUGAUCGAGGCUUUCAGCCAGCGCUACUGCAUCUGUAACCCUGAUGUGGUUCGUCAGUUCAGAAACCCUGACACCAUCUUCAUCUUGGCUUUCGCCAUUAUCCUCCUCAACACAGACAUGUACAGCCCCAAUGUCAAGCUGGAACGCAAGAUGAAACUUGAGGACUUUGUCAAGAAUCUACGAGGAGUUGAUGAUGGCGAGGACAUCCCUCGGGAGAUGCUGGUUGGUAUUUACGAGCGGAUCCAAAAGAAGGAGCUCAAAACUAAUGAGGACCACGUGUCUCAGGUGCAGAAGGUGGAGAAACUCAUUGUGGGCAAGAAGCAAAUGGGAUCACUUCACCAUGGCCUUGGAUGUGUGUUGUCUCAGGCCCAUCGCAGGCUGGUGUGCUACUGCAGACUAUUCGAGGUCCCAGAUCCUAACAGACUGCAAAAACUCGGGCAGCACCAGCGGGAGAUCUUCCUAUUUAAUGACCUCCUGGUGGUUACCAAGAUCUUCCAGAAGAAGAAAAAUUCAGUGACGUAUAGUUUCAGGCAAUCUUUCUCUCUGUACGGGAUGCAAGUGAUGCUCUUUGAGAACCAGUUCUAUCCUAACGGUAUCAGGCUGACUUCAGCAAUUCCUGGUGCAGACUUCAAAGUCCUGAUCAAUUUCAAUGCUCCCAACUCUCAGGACCGCAAGAAAUUCACCAGUGACCUGCGAGAAUCCAUCGCUGAGGUCCAGGAAAUGGAAAAGUACCGGAUAGAGUCUGAGCUGGAGAAACAGAAAGGAGUGGUCAGACCCAGUAUGUCUCAGAGCAUGUCAGGCCUGAAGAAAGAGACCGGAAACGGCACCAUGGGCCGCACUAGUCUGGAUGACACGUACGCCAUGGGGGAGGGGCUGAAGCGGAGUGCGCUCAGUAGCUCCUUACGUGAUCUUUCUGAUGCAGGGCUCCAUCUUUAGCAGUCCUCCUCUGCGCCGGAGAGAACCUUCCUUCCAUCUGUUUCCUGACAGACGCAGCGCUCCAAACUCCUCCUCCUCCCACCUUGGGUCACUUUUCGACAGUAGUCGGGUCAAGCACUUCGUCUCGGGCUGCCCUCCAUCUCCACCUCCCCAUCCCACCCUCAUAUUCCACAUGCCACAUCCAUUCAAUCUGCAUCACACGGCCCAGCUGCACGCACAGCACUCACAUCGAUGUCACUUCCCCCCAUAUCCUCCGCACUAUCACCACCUCCCACUAACACGCAGCCAACGUGGCCUGUAUCUCUUCAAACAGCUGCGCAGUAACCAUCAGCCCCGACACAGAGAACAACACAUGAUCACCAAACACAAACCCUGCGCUAUCAGCACGCUGGUGUGAGCUUUAUACGGACACGUGGUGAGCAAAACUGAGCCAUACCAGCCAAUCCGAACGGUGCAAAAAGAAUGGCGCAUGUGCAAAAACAGCAUCUGUGUUUGAUGUCUCUCAUACUAAUAGCAUUCUGCCUACGGGUGAAUGUCACAGGAUUAGAAUUAGGAAUUUAUGUUUUGCAUAAAGAAUGCUAAGGACCAUUAAGAUCUAUUGCACUGAAACAUAUUUUGUCAUGACACAUUUUAUAUUACUGUAAUGCAUUUUAAAGGCUUUUUUUUUUUUAUCUAACCCUGGAAAUAUUGUAAAACAAUGUUUUUUCAAUUAAUAUUAGCAUACACUAAAUCCAGUGCUGCACAAAUAUUUUUACAUUUAAAAAAAUACUUUUUUUCACAUUGCCGUAAUUUGGUCCUAAUAGGAUUCACAAUUGUAUAUUUAUUUAGAAUGUUAGAAUUGUGCUUAAUAAUAUCAGCAAAAAAUCUUAAUGGUCCCAAAUAUGGGUUUGCUGCCUUUAUGCAAAAUAUGAUAGAUUUUUUUUCCGACAGGUUUCUUGAUCUCCUUGACGGGUUUCGUUAAAUAUGCCCUGCUGAGGUUAUAAAAACAUACAACAAAAUAGUAGGUUUGCUUGCAUUCAUACAUUGUGUUUUUUGAGCCUGACAUUCGUUCAGACUAGCAGAAUGACAGAGUAGAUGUUCUAAUGCUGUAUUUGUUGUAGAUGACAGCUCUACAUGUUGUCUUAAUCAUAAAUGAACGUGCCAAUGACCAUUGCACCCACUAUAUUUUGUGUGUAGUACAGUAGUACAGUAGUGUAACUAAAACCAUUGUAAGCAAAAAGCGAUGUUAGAGAAUACUGUAAAAGAUGUAUUCACAAAUUUUUGAGAACAAUAUCUUGGUCGGUUUGAGUCGAGGUCAUGUUUAAAGAAGCUAUUAGAAACCUUCCAUUGUGAUCUGUUAUAAGGUGACUGAAGCACAAAUGCAGUAUCAUGCGGCACUUUGAACUGCUCAACUACAGUGACGUUGUACAGCAUCGUUUGAAUCUUACAGUAAGGGUUUUGAGGAGACAUGUUUGCAUGCCUGGAGUAAGUUUUUUUAGGAACUCUUUCUGAUUUUAUUUUUUUCAUAUUUUCUUUUCCUUUGGAGGAAACUCCAGGACUUCUGAGGGCCAGUGAUGGAAUUAUUUUUCUAUAUUUUAUGGAUUGUUCUUGUUUGUUCAUAAGUGCAAUAUGUUUGUCUUUAUGAACUGGUCACGGCUGAAGCAUCUUUACUAUUACUUCCUCAUAGUGGCGUAUAGAUUCUCAUCGAACAAGUGUUUUUACAUGGAAUGACAUGUCAAAGUGAUCGGCUAGGCUUUAACUGUGAUUUGUUAUUGAUGUUGUUCUUGGGUGUUUAUUUAUUAUUGAAAAUAAACCAGUGUUACCAUGGCAAUGAAGUGCAAUCAUGUAAAAAGUACUUUUCUUUUUUACUUUCAAACAACCAGGAGAUUGUUUCAGGUGAAUAUUCUGCUAUAUUAUGCAAGCAUCUGUAUGUUUAAAGGAAUGUAUCUAGAAAUUAACUUUGGAUCUGUGAAGUGAGGCAAAUGAAAAUGAUUGUUGUAAAGAUGCAUUCUGAUCAGAUACAUAAGCUGAAAACUGAAGAAUAACUUUUCGUUUUUUCAGUAUCAAAAUUUUGUAAUCUUUGUUUCAGAGCACGUUUUCAUGACCCCAAACCAAAGCGUUAGGUUUUCUUUUCAACAUAUCACAUAUAUUGAGUGCAAUAUUCAUUCUGAUGUACUAAAGUCAACAUGAAAACGGAUUAAAACGGACCCUACGCUUUCUUAACACAUUCCUGGUCUUAUUGCGUAAAAUGGUCUUCAUAUUCUGUUUGAAAAGUUUGCUUGAAAUCGUCACACCCUGUUAUUUGUCAACCCAGCUCCUUCAGUCACCUUUUUCUUUUACAAUUUGAUCAAUUCCUGAUGGAUAAAAGAAAAUCCCGCCUUACAUUGCUCACAUUUAAGGAAGUAAAAUAGGUUUGUGUGUUAUUUCAUGUUGACUUUAAGAAAAAUGUGUAAGAUUUUGCAUUCAUAUUACUUACAUAGUAACACUUUCCAAAGAUUUUUUGUUCUGCAUAAAAUGUUCAUAACAUGAAAAGAUAUUCUGAUAUUUUGAUUGACAGAUGAUGCCCCAAAAUGCACUGAAGGUUCAAAUGCAUCAUUCUUUUUUUUUUCUACCGUGAGCUGAUCAACACUCAGCCUUAACUCUACUUUAUUUCACUUUACCUCUCUUUCUUAUUAUUCUGUGUAUUUCUUAUUCUCUCUUUUUAUGUUUCAUCUCAGCAGCAUUUUCAUGUGUUCGACCUGUUGUUCUGUACUGUGUUGUGUGUUACUUCAGACAAUGCAACUCAUCCAUGUAAAAGAUGGCAUAAAAUGAUUGUGUCCCACUAUUAGCCCAUGUAAAGAGGGCUUGUGAAGACACAUUUGAGCAGUAAUAAAUAUAUAAGGGGACCAAGCUAGGAAUCAUUGUGUAUAUAGUGUGUACAGUAUCCUGACUGCAUAAUAUGACGUCUAUCUUUAUAUGAGCGGUGUGUUCCCGUCUGUUUUACUGUGCAUUACUGAAACAGACUGUUGAGAUCUUCUGUCUGGAUGUUUUUCUCCUCACAGGCUGCUAUCACACUGUCCAAAUCAACCACUCUGGCUCAUAGAAAAGGGCAUUGUUUUAUUUUGUUGUUGUAGAACAGAGAAUGCUUGUCAUCUGAAGUUUUAUUUUAUGUAAUGGUUAUCUAUGUCAGUGUACAGUCAAUGUAAAACUCAAACUGUGAUGACAUUCAGAACAUAAAAUAAAACGAAUAUAUGAUACA
Molecule: messenger RNA, 6596 nt
Organism: Labeo rohita (rohu)
Lineage: Eukaryota; Metazoa; Chordata; Actinopteri; Cypriniformes; Cyprinidae
Gene: iqsec1a
Product: IQ motif and Sec7 domain ArfGEF 1a
Biological process (GO): regulation of ARF protein signal transduction; actin cytoskeleton organization
Molecular function (GO): guanyl-nucleotide exchange factor activity; protein binding
Source: RefSeq, a predicted model, not a curated record